This is a messenger RNA of Sciurus carolinensis (gray squirrel), 3903 nucleotides long. It is a transcript of the gene Mettl25, whose product is annotated as methyltransferase like 25. The record is from RefSeq and is a predicted model, not a curated record. NCBI's taxonomy places the organism in Eukaryota, Metazoa, Chordata, Mammalia, Rodentia, Sciuridae. The transcript is spliced from 10 exons. Bases 30 to 1751 code for a protein of 573 amino acids.
GCCACCUACAGCCCCGGAGGGUGCGCGUCAUGGCCGCCGCUUGCCCUCUCCCGGCGACCCAGGACUUAUCCAUGCUGCAUGCCAAGUUACAGGGACUGCUGCGGUUCCUGAGGGACGCACUGCCCAUUUCCAAUGCGCACACGGUGGACUUUUACACACAGUCCGUGUGGGAAGAGCUGGUUGACUUGUCCCCCGAAACUGUGCUAGCGGCAUUGAAAAGGUCCACGGCGGAGGCGGAGGCGGAGGCCCGGCUUUCGGAGGCGCGCCCCCUGGUGGAAGCAGAGACGCGAGCAGGUGUUAGUGAUUUUCCAAAAACAUUUUGUGAAACUUCUCGGAAGUUAGUGAGUGUGGAAGCCUUUGCUCUGGCUGCAAAAUAUUAUUCUGUACAGAACUUGGGAAUAUGUACUCCUUUUGAACAGUUGCUUGUAGCUCUUCAAGGAAAUAAAAAACAGAGGACUGGUGAAAAUUUGGAACCAGUUGAGUUUAUGAAUAUGAAAAAAUCUCAUGAAGUUCAGGCAAUGUCAGAGCUGAUCUGCAGUAUUACUGAUUACUAUGGAAUAAAGCAGGUAAUUGACUUGGGUUCUGGGAAAGGCUACCUAAGCUCUUUUUUGUCCUUGAAGUAUGGCUUAAAAGUUUAUGGAAUUGAUUCCUCAAAUACCAAUACUCAUGGAGCUAAGGAAAGAAACAGGAAAUUGAAGAAACAUUGGAAACACUAUCAUACUCAAUCAAGAGUAGAUGUCAAUGGAGUGGACUUAAAAAUGGCAAAAGAAAGGAAAGUGCAAAAUGAAAUUAAAUAUAAAGCAGAUAUUGAAAAAUCAUAUAAUAACAGUUCUGCAAAUCAAGAAAAAAUGACUACCUCAGAUUAUUUGCCAGAUUUUUCAGGCUCUGUAAUUGCUAACAUCAGAAAAGAAAUAGAAAACCUACAUGCUCAACCACAUGGAGAAGAAAAUUUGUGUUUUGAAAAUCCCUUUUCUCUCAUAGACUUUUUGCCUAUCGAUGCUAUAGAGCCAAUCUCUUCAUCUCAAAUACGCAACAGAGAAAUUACUGAAGCAAAAAAAGAGAGAAGAAAAAUGGCAUCAAAGUCAAAUGAAUCAAAUAUAUAUUCACCAUUAACCUCUUUUAUCACUGCUGAUUCUGAACUACAUGACAUUAUUAAAGACCUGGAGGAGUGUUUAAUGGUGGGUCUACAUACUUGUGGUGAUCUUGCUUCAAAUACUCUGCGAAUAUUCACUUCCAAUUCAGAAAUCAAGGGAGUUUGCAGUGUGGGUUGUUGCUACCACCUCUUAUCUGAAGAGUUUGAAAAUGAACAUAAAGAAUGUACUCAAGAAAAGUGGGGAUUUCCAAUGUGCCACUAUUUAAAGGAAGAGAAAUGGUGCUGUGGUCGUAAUGCCAGAAUGUCAGCUUGUUUGGCAUUGGAGCGGGUUGCACUUGGCCAAGGGCUGCCUACUGAAUCACUCUUCUAUCGUGCUGUUCUUCAAGAUAUUAUUAAAGAUUGUUAUGGCAUCACCAAAUGCAAUCAGCAUGUUGGUAAAAUUUAUUCCAAAUGUUCUUCUUUUCUGGAUUAUGUAAGAAAGUCUCUAAAGAAGCUUGGAUUAGAUGAGUCCAAGUAUGAGAAAAACCAAUGUUUAUCGAUCUUUUGCUUUAUGCCAGGUAUGGUGCUAAAAGGUUUAUUUAUAUCAUCUCUUGGAAUACUAAGGACAAUAGGAUUGAGAUGCAAAGUUAAGUGGAUUUUCUUAAAGACCAAAAUCUAGGAAAUUGGGGAAGAAUUCCAAUCUAUACUAUCUAAUUGUAUAGCCAGUGCUUCCUUUUAUCAAACUUACAUGACAAGAGACAUCACUCACAAAAAGAAUGAUUAUUUGACAUUUUUACAAAACUAGCAGUCAUCAAGUGAGAAAGCCUAAGAGGAAGAAUAAGAAGAAAAUUCAUACUUAGCAACAGACUAAGGAGUUUUUAUUUUGCUUUUGUUUUUUGUAGUACUAGGUAUUGAACCUAGGGCCUCAUACAUACCAGGAAAGUGUAACAUACACCACCAGCCCUUUUAUUUUAUUUUGAGACAGCAUCUAAGUUGUCCAAGCUGGCAUUGAACUUGGAAUCCUCCUGCCUCUGCUUCCUGAGUAGCUGGGUUUAUAGGAGUCCCUCACUGUCCCUGGCUUCUAAAGCAUAUUGAAGAAUUGAAGUUUGAAGUAAAGGCAGAUGAAAUUCAUGAAAAGAUAAGUCUUAAUGAAGAGUUGAAGAAAGAAUGCUUGUAUCUAGAACUUUUAGAAUUCCUGCAGACAGGAUGAACUUGGUCAGUAUGAAACAUACACAUGCUGGUUAGUAAGACACACUCUGUGACCUCUUUGGUAUAUUAGAGUCAAAUAGCUGUCAAGAAAUUGUAAGGAAUGGGGUGUGGACUAAAGAACUUGCAUGAUUGCUCAAUUACUGUCUCCAAUCCAUUUUCUCUUUAGAACUAUGUAUCUCCUUGUCCCUGACCCAAAGCCAGGGCCCUGUUACACAAUUCAUACUAUUCCUUUUUUCUAGAAUAUAGGCUUUGGACAACAGGGAGCAAGGGAUUCAUGUCCAGUAGUCCAAUCUGUCAUUCGUUUUACAUUUUCAAUUUAUAAGUUUUUGUAUAUGGCCUUGCUUGAGUAUGACCUCUGCUGGGCAGUGCCUCGGUUCUGAUGCCUUCUUUAAUCUCCAUGAAGUUGACCCUUCAUAGGCUUUCACUGAUUUUAACACUCAGUAAUGCCACCUAUUAAGUAUAUAUAUAUAUUUAUCUUAAAGAUUGAUGUUGAGAUUAAAUGAGAUGGUGUCUUUGUUUAAAAAAAUUCUUAGAAUUUCUGUUAUCUAAUCUGAAGGGUUUUUAAACAUUUGAUGAAAAAGUUGAUUUAAGUAUGGACUCAUACCUCAAGCACUGAAUUUUUCUCUUAGAAACACAUGAUUAUACUUUUUAUUCAUCAAAUUUUUGGUGUCAGAAGAGAACCGUUUGUUUAGUUUUGUUUACACAAAGGUUUGUAUGUGUUAUCACUGCUUGAAGGUCUGCCUUCACUCCUUUUGCAUCAAACAUACUGUAAUGUAUAAUCUAUAUAAUGUCCAGCCUUGGUUCACUUAAAGUAACACUUAUUUUUAAAUAACGGAGUAAAGAUAGUGUUCUCCCCUUUUCUCUCCAGAGUCACUCCAAAGCAACAAAUACAAUGAGAAGUGGAACACAGACUCCCUUUUUGAUAAAAUCAUGAGGGCAUUUUAUCUCAACCUAUGUGUAUUUUAAAGUACAGUGCAUGUAAUAGAGGAAUGAGACAGAAGCUGAGAGGAAAUCCCAGGGUUAGAAUUCUCAGAUAAACUAGAAGACACAGUUUUCCAUAGUAGCAUCCCCUGAAAAAGCAAAAUCAACAAUCCCUAGUUGCAACAAAGGCAACUUUAGCACGGUUCUUCCUAGUUUAGCACAGAAAAAUGAGAAUCUAAGGAAUCACGUUGAAAACUGAUGUCCAUAGAAAGCAGAAUAGUAAAGAUUAUGAGUUCUAAGGUGUUGCUUCCCAGCUAAUCUGAGGAUGGUAGGUGAGAAGUCAAGUCUAAAGGCUAUGAUUCUCACAUACAAUUUUGUGAGAUGAGAAUUUUGGCUGCCUUGAAAUAUAGGCCUGAAUUCAGAUUAAGUCAUUCUGUAAAAGUUUGUUCUAGAAGAUAACUCAAUUUAAUUCAAAGAUGGGCACGAUUUUUAAAAGGGUGAGGGGUACAUAAUCUUCUUAGAGUCUAUACCAAGGAGGAGAUCUUUUCUGGAAUGCUGUAUGAGAAAUUUGGUGCCACAGAGCUUUGCUUUUCACUGUUUCUUUUUUAUAGUUUUUAAAUUCAAAAUAGACUUAUGGAGAAUAUCAUGAUAAGUGAAAUAAACCAAACUCAGAAACUCAAAGGUCAGUUGUUUCAUAUGCA